UGACACUCCGAUAAAUGAAUAGGUUCAAUGGAAAAAAAAAAGUGAACCUAAUCGGUUUCGGGUGAUAUAGAAAAAUGAAUCGUAAAAAGUAAAGAAAUAAAAAUCUCUGAAAAAUGAUUGAAAACGAAGAAAAUCUUCCGUGUGACUGUUGAAAUGAAGCACAUACCGUGAAAGGAUCGAUGUCGGUUCAUCGUAAAUCAUAAAUCAUAAAUCGUACAUCGUAAAUGAGCACCGAACGGAAAAAUUUGUAACUGGGAGCAGGAUGGAACGAUCGGGUGAAAUAAUAACAAUUUUCAUAGGCCAGGCUGGUACACAAGUGGCAAACGCCUGUUGGGAAUUAUUCUGCCUGGAACACGGCAUAUUACCCAAUGGCUGCAUUCGUCCGGGUUAUCGGACGCAAGAUACUUCGCUCUGCACAUUUUUUACGGAAACAGAUGUAAGCGUGUUUGUUGAAUUUGUUUGAAUGGUAGGAACUGUCGAGGCAUUCGUCGCAGUUGCUGGAUUUAGCCAGCGUUCGAUAAUUUCGAGGCCCGAGGGUCGUUUUCCCAGAAAGAGACGAGGAAAAUGACAGCUCGUACGGUGAUCGUUGAUCUAGAACCCACGGUGAUCGACGAGAUCAGAACAGGUGCUUACAAGAAUCUCUUUUCUCCGGCGUCGUUGAUCUCCGGAAAGGAAGACGCGGCCAACAACUUUGCCAAAGGAUAUCAUUCGAGCGGCCGCGAGGCGAUCGAUCUCGUAGCGGAUCGUGUUUGCAGGACAUGGGACAAGUGUUCCAGACCAACCGGUUUCAUCGUGUUUAGAUCGGUGAACGGUGGUACCGGUGGCGGGUUCGGUACAUUAUUGCUGGAACGGCUGACGUACGACUAUCCGAAGAAGAUCACGUUGGAUUUUGCUAUUAGUCCGGCUCCUAAUAUCUCCACCGUGAUCGUUGAACCUUAUAACGCGAUUUUCGCCACGCAUGGUAGCUUGGACCACGUGGACUGUUGUUUUCUCAUCGAUAACGAAGCUCUUUACGAUAUUUGCACAAGAAAGUUGGACGUCGAGUCUCCAACGUACACCAACUUGAACAGAUUGCAAGCCCAAGUUGUCUCGAGUAUCACGGCCUCGAUGAGGUUCGAGGGAGCGGUGAACAUGAGCCUGCAGGAGCUGCAAACGAAUCUGGUACCCUAUCCUAGAAUUCAUUUCUCUUUGGCCACGUAUGCACCGCUAACCACUCCUAGAAAAGCCAUGCAUGCGGAGAUAACGACGCAGCAGAUCACGCGCGAUUGCUUCGAACCGGAUAAUCAGAUGGUAAAAUGUGAUCCACGCACGGGAGCUUACACGAGUUGCUGUUUACUUUACCGCGGGGACGUGAGCCCGAACGACGUGAACAGAGCGAUUGCGUCCUUGAAAGGGAAAAAGUCGAUUAGAUUCGUCAGUUGGAGUCCGACCGGAUUCAAGGUAGGAAUCAAUUAUCAACCGUCCGUGUCUGUGCCUGGCGGUGAUUUAGCGAACUCGAGGAGAACAGUGGCGAUGAUUAGCAACAAUACGGCUAUUCGGCAUUCGUGGAGAAUGCUCGCGCGUAAAUUCGACCAGAUGUAUCGGAAAAGAGCCUUUAUGCACCAUUACGUGGAGGAGGGUAUAGAAGAAGGUGUCUUUCGGGAAGCUCGCGACAACAUAGCGACUUUGAUCGAUGAUUACGAAGAGAUCGAGAGGUGAUCGAUAACCGGCACUCCUCGCUGCUCGUUCAUUUUCUCGGGAUCACGAUAUGCGAACGUUGAAAGACUCUCAAGCGGCCUAUCUGUAUAACAGGUUCGGUAUCGACUCCGAGAGAUCGAGUAUCGCAAACUUUAGUAACAAUCAACAUUUUCCAUGGAAACUUUGAUUCGUUUAAUUCUUGUUUUACGAGAAUUGUAAUUGUACGUAUAGGUAUCUCUACCACGAAACUUACGAAUAUAUUGAAGAAGGCUUACGGAAUAUAUUGACGGAACGAAAAUAUUUCCAUUUCUCCUUUCUUGACUUUACGGUUGAAGGAGGUUUGAAAAAGAGAAAUUGUCGCGCACCAGAACGGAAAAAGAUUCGAAUCGAAUCGGAUUGGAUUGGAUCGGAUCGGAUCGGAUCGGAUCGAGUCGCGGGAAGAUUGCACGAGACACGAGGGCACCAGCGGUAGUAGACUCUCGGGCACCAGUCGCGCAAUUGGAACGAUUGCGUUCGUCAGGUUCUCCCACUGUUUCCGCACUGCACACGACCGUAUCGAUAACGAAUCACGCGUCUGUCUACCGGGACCAUGCGCUCUACUCGCGGAAACGAGCAAUAACAAAUAUCUUUGAUCCGAUUCUCGCAACGCACACCGUAAUCUCGAUAACGGGUUGGCUGAUUAA
Hylaeus anthracinus is the source of this 2360-nucleotide messenger RNA. RefSeq names its product tubulin alpha-2/alpha-4 chain-like. The coding region runs from base 565 to 1698 and encodes 377 amino acids. Gene Ontology annotation, biological process: microtubule cytoskeleton organization; mitotic cell cycle. The record is from RefSeq and is a predicted model, not a curated record. Gene Ontology annotation, molecular function: GTP binding; structural constituent of cytoskeleton. Gene Ontology annotation, cellular component: cytoplasm; microtubule. Lineage: Eukaryota; Metazoa; Arthropoda; Insecta; Hymenoptera; Colletidae. The transcript has 6 exons.